Molecule: messenger RNA, 2527 nt
Organism: Anopheles moucheti
Lineage: Eukaryota; Metazoa; Arthropoda; Insecta; Diptera; Culicidae
Gene: Fem-1
Product: protein fem-1 homolog B
Exons: 6
Coding region: 313-2313 (666 amino acids)
Molecular function (GO): protein binding
Source: RefSeq, a predicted model, not a curated record
GACGGUACAGCUCGUAGGCCCGUUUGCGCAGUGCAGUGCGGUGCACAAAACACAACGCCUGUGUGGUUUUCCCAUUUGUUGUAGUCCCUCGGGUAAAUUAAUCCUUGUGUAGUGUUGUGCUGAAGUAAUUCGUGAUCAUUUUCUGCAAAGUGCCUUAUUCAAUCACACACAAUAUCGCACGUCUGUGGAGCGUUAUUGUUUCGCUAUUGUCCGUGUGAAUAAAACGCUUCGAAAGUGUCGGGGCAGGGCAGUGCUGGUGCCGCGUGCCGGAAGCGGCGAACGCGGUCCAUCAAUCGCGAAGGUACGGUCAAGAUGACCAAGGAAUCCGAAGAUUUGGAGCGGGAGAAAGAAACGCUUCGCGAGCGUACCAUGCUAAGGGUUUACUACGCCGCAAAGGAAGGUUUCUGCACGCAACUCUUGGCUUUGCUAGGCGAGAUAAAGGAUGACGAAGAAAGGCGUGCCGUAGUAAAUCAGGAAUUCUUUGAAGAAGAGCAUCAGAUCUUUACACCCCUGAUCGUAGCAACGCUUAAUGGCCAUUUGGAAGUGGUUCACAUUCUUCUUGAGCUGGCCGAACCAGAUAUGGAAAAGGAGGGUUGUGUAAAGGUACACGGUGAGCUAACGGACGGUGCCACGGCGCUCUGGGUAGCGGCCGCUGUUGGCCGUCUCAACAUCGUCAAAAUGUUACUCCAGCACGGUGCUCAGGUGGAUCAUUGUACGAAGAAGGGUUCGACACCUUUGCGAGCCGCCUGCUACGAAGGUCGGCUCGACGCAGUGCAGUAUCUUGUCGAACACAAUGCGAACGUUUGCACGGUGAACAUGUUUAAUAAUACCUGUGUCAUGAUCGCUGCCUACAAGAACUACACCGAUGUGCUGCAGUAUUUGCUGGAGAAGGGUGCGCAGGUGAACGAAAAGGCACAGUGUGGUGCAUCGGCUCUGUACUAUGCGGCUGAAUGUGGCCACGUGGAAGUGUGUGAAAUAUUACUAGAUCAUGGAGCACUUUUGAUUAGGAACACGUUCGGUCUAACGCCGGCGCUGGCGGCUGCUGAGAGAACCCGAGAAGCUGUUGUGGAGGUGUUCCUUCAGCGUCCCGGUCUACUCACCAAGGAAGAACGCAUCGAGGUGAUGGAAUUGUUGGGAGCAUCGUAUGCGAACGACAAGGAUAAUUACAACUUGGGCAAAGCCUUCCACUAUCUUCUUGCGGCAAUGGAACUGAGAUACGAAGAUCCGGAAAGCAUUAUUCGAAAGCCAACCUUUGAACCGAUAGCAGCAUAUGAACACUGGCUCGAAUGUCAGACAUUACAGGACCUGCUUGCGAUCCGCUACAAUCACAACUCGUUGCACAUGGAGUCACUUACCAUACGGGAGCGCAUUCUCGGCAAUCAAUGUCCUGAGGUAGCCCAUGCGAUUAUCUACCGUGGUGCAAUCUGUGCCGACAAUGGACGGUUUGAUCGGUGCGAAAGUCUUUGGCUGCACGCGUUGCGCCUUCGGCAGCAGAACGGUCUACAGGUGCAACGUGAUCUGCUUCGGUUCAUGAAACUUUUCUCGCAAGAGUUUUUGAUCAACGAAACGAUACGGUUCGAUAGUGUGAUUGCUGUGCUUGGUGCCUGUAUCGAUGAGCUACGGUACAAUCAGCAAAAGUUGGCAAAUCCUGGCCCGCGGGACGAUCUGGAAACUAUUGCGGAUAAUUACGAGAUGAACAUCGUGACGGUGCUGUACUUGAUCACAAUCAUUACGAAGUUGCUGCAGCGAGAGCAGUUCGUGCGGACGGAAGAGCAAAUGCUGCAGGUGUAUCAGAUGGUGUACCAGCUGAACAUGAUGAUGGUGCGAUUGCGGGACGAUCAAACGUUGCUGCAUCUGGCUGUGAACGGUGUAACGCCGGUGGAUGAAUUUCUAACCGAUGAAGUUUGCAGAUUCCCAUGCGUUGAAACAGUCAAGCUACUUCUCAAAUGUGGUGCUCCGGUGGAUGUGGUCGACAGUGACCGAAACACGCCUUUACACACGUUAACAUCAACUCUACAAACGACUGUGCUACGGAUGGCGGACAGCAACGUAAAAUCGGUGGUAAAAGAAAUAACCGAAAUUUUCAUUGAAGCCGGUAUACAUCUCGAUGCAGUCAAUGCGGACGGUUUGAAAGCUUCACAAGUUUGUGUUCAAAGUUGUGUAGCAGCGUUUAUCAAAAGCUACGAAACACGUGCCAUCAAUCUGCGCUGCCUUGCCGCUCGAGUGAUCGCUCAGCACCGAAUCCCGUAUCGGAAGUUAAUACCACGUCAUCUAGAAGCGUUUGUGCAGCUGCACUGUACACGUAAAAGCUAGAGGCUGCGUUGUGAUGGUGCGAGUCAGGUGUAUUGCAGAGCUUUAACUGUCCUUUGUAUCCGAUCCGAUCAUCCAUCAAAAGGCACACUAGUGACAGCGGAAAGUGAUAUUAAUCAAAAGAUGUAGCGUCCCUUUAUAUUUGUGGUGCUACGGUGUAACGAAAACCAAUUGUAUUGAAUUUCGAAAGAUUUUAAUAAAACUAAUACAGGCAGGA